This is a messenger RNA of Mytilus californianus (California mussel), 2574 nucleotides long. Its product is annotated as centrosomal protein of 128 kDa-like. The record is from RefSeq and is a predicted model, not a curated record. Bases 150 to 2132 code for a protein of 660 amino acids. NCBI's taxonomy places the organism in Eukaryota, Metazoa, Mollusca, Bivalvia, Mytilida, Mytilidae. The transcript has 20 exons.
AUUCAUAGGGGUUAUUUAAACACAGUUCGUUGUUGUUGCUAUGGACGAUAAAAGACAAACAGGAAGUAAAUUUAACCAAGUUUGAAACAACAAACAGAGAGACUUUCAUGCAAUAUGAAAACUAAAUACUACAGCUUAAAAAAUUGAAUAUGUCGAACACAUCAAAAUUAAAGAAAGACAAAAAAGUACCUGCCCAAAGAGUUGCAACAACUCGGACAAAGUCAGCAAAAAAAAUUCAAGCAAAUCAGGACACAAGAAAUGAAAAUCCUGGAGAUGAUAAUUCUUUUUUAUUUAUUGGAAAAUCACCUGAGAUAUUAGAAGAUCAGUGGUUAUCCAAAAUUAGUGAUCUCGUAAAAAAGAAGAAAACGAUAUCAGAAGAUAGAAAGUUUUCACCUUCUUUACAAAUGAUAUAUGAUGCCCUAUUAAAGGAAUUAUGUACUCGAUGCGGGGAUAAGUUUGAACCAAUCUUUGGAAAUGACAAGGAUAUACAGCUUGACACUAUAGAAAGCGAAAAUAGAAGUGAAGUUAACACUAUCGAACUUGAAAAAAAGUUAUCUGAAAUGAAGUCUAUAAAUGAAACGCUAAUGAAAAAAAAACAAGAACUAGAACGACAAUUAACAGAUGUCAAAGACGAAAAAAGGAAGCUUGAUGACAACAACAAAAAGUGUCAGUCUGAAGUACAGAAUAAGACAACAGAACUAAAUGAAAUAAAAGAAAAGUUGAAAAAAUUAGAAAAAAAAAUAAAGGAGGGAAAAGAAAAUCCAGUGGGGAAAGCCAAAGAUCAAGAUGAGACGAAGGUUGAUAAUAACUUACAAAACAAGAUAACACAAUUAGAAGAAAAAUUAGAAAAUAUGACAAAAAGUUACCAAAAAGAAAAGUCUGAUCUGAAUGACAAAUUGCAAGAGGAAAUUUCAAAAAUAAGACAACAAAUGGAUGAAAAAAAUAAGUCACAUGACGAAGAAAUCAGUAAACGGAAAUCAGUUGAAAAAGAAAAUUUGGAACUGACAAAGAAACACACCAGUUUAGAGCAAGAAGUACAAGUAUUACAAUCGAACAAAUCAACUCAAAGCAGAACACAAGACACGAACAAAGAACAAAUAACAAGGUUAACUAACGAAAAUGAAAGGUUAAAGCUUUCCGAGAAUCAGUCAAAAGAACAUUUAGAGAAGAAAGAAAAAGAAAUAAAGAAAUUGGAAGAAGCUCAUAAUGUGACUAAAGCAGAGAAAGCAUCUUUACAAUCUCUUUUAAAUGACAUAAAUAGCCAAGUUAGACAAGAGGUAGAUCAACACACUAAAAAAACUGAUUCAUUAUCUCAGAAUUUAAUGUCAAAAGAACACGAGAUUUUGGAUUUGAAAAGAAGUAAAAUUGAAUUAGAAAGAAGUCUGUCAUCUUUAAAUAAACAGAUAGAUGAACAGUGUAUAACAAUUAAAAGGAAGAAAACCAGUACAAAACCUCCUGACCAAAAACUCAAAGAUCUACAGGAGGAAAAUGAAAAACUAAGAGACAGGUUAAGUCAGGUGGCGGGUAGUAAAUUAACUGACGGUAAUCCAGCAAUAGCAGAUUUGGGUGAUCCUAACAGACCUACACAACUUGGAGAAAAGUUCUCAGAAUUGUAUGACAAUGAAUGGACAGAUGCUAUGGAAGAACUUGGUAAUGCUGGGGACGAGAAAUCUAAUAUCACCACUUUAAGAAAUAUUGUUGAGAAAUCUUAUGACUUCGGGAAAAGUAAAUCAGAAAAGUAUGCUAAAGGACUAGAAAGUGCAUUAUUAGAGAUCAGUAAUAGUAUUGAGGUUACCCCUACCAUUUCGAAAUACAUUAAGGAUCACAGAAAAAACACAGCCUUGCUGGUAGUGGAUUCGUUAUUUAAGUCUUUUUUAAGUUCUCAUACCGAGUUUAAUGUUGGUGGUAAAGAUGUGAAGACUUUCAUUAAGAAGACAUUGUCACUGUGCUGGUUGAUGACUAUACAAGAUCCGCCAGUAAUACUUAAUACAGAAUUAUCCGGGAAGUUUAAUACUGAUCUAUUCCGACAUUAUACAAAAUCAGGUUCAAAUGUUGACUAUGUAGUUUGGCCAGUAGUUUUCCUACACGAAGGUGGACCUAUUAUCUGUAAAGGAGUAGCUCAAGGAAAAUAAAUGCAUGUCUUCCAGGAUACAACGAUGUAGCAUUCACUUAACAUAUAUCUCAUUUCCUCAGUGAAUACAUUUCAGAAAUAUAAACAUAACAAAUGAUAGUCUUUUUUAUAAUUAAUUUGAACAGGUUACUCUGUUUCCAUAAUCCAUGUUAAGAGGAAAAAUACACCGUCUGUGGAGGUAAUGAUAUAUGAUAUAGAUCUAAUUGCGGCAGCACAUGAUUGUGAAAUUAGACGAUUGUUCUGCAUCUGAUUUCUAUUGAAGUAAAUAUGUAAAAUAAAAAUAAAGUUGCACUUGAACAUGAACAAAACUCAUGAAAGAACUUGUAAGACAUGGAUGUACAAAAUACUUGUAUACCAUAUGUUGCAUUUUAUCCUCAGUUGUAUGUGCUGUGUUUUUCGUAGUCAUUUAUAUAUUUUUUUUAUUAAACACAAAUAUCAAAGUA